AUGGCAGAUGGCAACCCAGUCCAGAACCUCUGCGAGGAAACGACAUGCUCCGUCUGCCUGGAGUAUUUCAAAGACCCAGUGAUCAUAGACUGCGGCCAUGUCUUCUGCCAAGCAUGCAUCACCCGGGCCUGGGGGGAACCUGGCAGAGAUGCGUCUUGCCCCCAGUGCAGGGAACCUUGUCAGCAAAGGAAUUUCAGGCCCAUCCGUCAACUGUCGAGCAUUGUGGAAAUAGCCAAAAAAUUCAGCCUUCAGAUGGCCAGAGGGGCGGAAGCGCUGGGAAAGGUUUGUGAGAGACACCAGGAGCCCCUGAAACUCUUCUGCGAGGACGACCGAGCCGCCAUCUGUGUGGUGUGUGACAAAUCCAAGGAUCACAGGGAGCACAAGGUGAUCCCAAAGGAGGAGGCCUUUGAAGCAUAUCAGGGUAAAAUCCGGGGUCAUUUGGAAUUCCUGAACAAACGGAAAAAGGAAAUUCUGGCUUCUAAACUGAGUGGGGAGGCUGAAAGCCAGAAUCUGCUGAAGCGGGCGGAAUUGGAGAGGCAGAAAAUUGUGGCCAAUUUCAAGCAAUUGCACCAGUUUCUGGAAGAACAAGAGCGCUGCCUGCUGGCUCAAUUGAAGGAACUGGGUGAUGGGAUUAAAUCCUAUUGGGACCAACAUAUUGCAAAACUCUCUAAGGAAAUGUCCUCUAUUGAUGACCUCAUUAAGGAGCUGGAGGAGAAACAGAAACAGCCAGUGACUGAAUUCUUUCAGGAUAUCAGAAACAUCCUGCAAAGGUGCCAUGAAAAUAAAGCUAUGGGUCCAAUAGCUUUUCCUCCUGGAUAUAAAAAGCGAAUUGAGAAAUUCUCUAAAAUGCAUCCUUUUCUGGAGACCGCCAUGACGAAAUUCCAAGACAUUGUGCACUCUGGGCCGCAAGAAAAGAAAGGUGAAGACACGGCAAUGCCCAAAUUAGUUCUAUCAUUAUAUUCCACCAUGCCCUGGGGUUCUUACAGAGGCCCCAACGAAUUGCUUUGUUGUUCCUAUGUUAUGGGAGUUGAGAGAAUUGCCUCUGGGACCCAUUCCUGGGUAGCAGAGAUGGGGGGAGAAAAGUUCUGGGCCGUGGGGGUGGCCAACGUGACUUUAAGGGGAUGCACAAUUGCCAGUUUGAAUGCUGGUCUUGGGAUCUGGGCUAUCGUGCGAACUCCUGCUGGUAACUAUUACCCAUCCACAGCUCCUGGAAUAUCCCUGGGGCCAUUUCCCCAGUUCAGCAACACAAUCUGUAAGUUGGAGAAGUUCCAGACCAAGAGGAUCCGUGUGUGCGUCAACUAUAAGAAAAGACUGGUGACCUUUUCUGAUGCCGACUCGCACAGCAUCAUCUUCACUUUCACUGAUGCUGUGUUCUCGGAGGAGGGGGUCUGCUCCUGGCUCGGUGUGGGGCAAUGAAAUGAGGUUGUCCUUGGGGGGGG
Zootoca vivipara (common lizard) is the source of this 1439-nucleotide messenger RNA. Its product is annotated as zinc finger protein RFP-like. Gene Ontology annotation, molecular function: zinc ion binding. NCBI's taxonomy places the organism in Eukaryota, Metazoa, Chordata, Lepidosauria, Squamata, Lacertidae. The record is from RefSeq and is a predicted model, not a curated record.